AGUUUUGACCUUCAUGAUAGUGCAGUAUAUUCAGCAUAAAACUAGUACUUCGAAAUAAUAGUUUUGUUAAUAGAUUAAAAGAUAAUUUGAAUUCAAGAAGAUCGCUAUUUUGAAGUACUAUACCAAAAUCUCGAACGUAAUCACUUCAACUAGUAAUGCAUAACAGUUAUUUAUUAAGAUGAACCAUUUAAGUCAUGGAAGCGGAAUCGAGUUACAAUCUGGAGAAAUAGCUGCCAACCAUAAAAACUAUGAUCUCGCCCAUUCAUCUGGAUGGAAACUUCAGUUACUUUAUCAGUACCAUCUCUUCUUGCUCCCAAUUCAGUGCAAACGACAGGACAAAAACCACAAAAACAGGAAUUGCAAGUAGGAACGGUUUUAUUAUAUGGUGUUCGUAUUGUUUCAUUAGUGAUUGAAAAACAAGAAAGGCUAUGCCUGGCACAAAUUAGUAAUACGCUUCUUAAGCAGUUCAGUUACAAUGAAAUCCAUAACAGACGAGUAGCUCUUGGAAUAACUUGUGUUCAAUGUACACCAGUUCAACUGGAGAUUUUGCGACGUGCUGGUGCAAUGCCAGUUUCUUCCAGAAGAUGUGGCAUGAUAACUCGUAGAGAAGCAGAACGUCUAUGUAAAUCGUUUCUUUGCGAUAAUGCACCACCAAGGUUACCAGAAGAUUUUGCGUUUCUAGUUCAUCAUGAAUGUACAUAUGGCUGCAAAGGUGCAUUUGUACCAGCAAGGUACAACAGUUCGCGAGCUAAAUGUAUCAAAUGCUCUACUUGUGGAUUAUUCUUUUCGCCAAACAAAUUUAUUUUUCAUUCACAUCAAACUGGAUCAAGUGAUAAAUAUGUUCAACCUGAUGCAGCUAAUUUUAAUUCUUGGAGAAGGCAUAUGAAACUUUCUGGUGAACCGCCAGAUGAAAUUGUUCAUGCUUGGGAAGAUGUUAAAGCUAUGUUUAAUGGAGGUACUCGUAAGCGUAUUAUUGCUAGUGCUAGUCAUUCAAGUUCUUUGAAUGUUAUGAAAAAACACAUUAAAUUUUCAAAUAAUGCGUCUAUGCCUUCUUUAAGUGCACACAAUGCGAUAGCAGAAUCUUCAAUAGAAUCAAUUCCAAAUCAACAACGAGUACCACCUUUCACAGAUACCGCACUUCCUAUAUGUAAUACAAACAUUAUUGAUUACAUGUGGCAGCAACAACAGCAAGUCGCAGUCGCAACGGCUAGUAAAUCAUCAAGUUUCUCAAUUUUACCUUAUUUGCCUUGGUUGUCUAAAAGGAGCUCGAUACUUAUACCCAGUUCCAUUUCUUCAGAAAUUUCGAAUACCAAUCCAUCAAACUCAUUGGAAUCGACGGUUAAUAACAAUUUACAUCAGUCUGCUUUUCACCCAUUCAUUCGUUCGUCUUCGUUUACAGAAAGUGUUAAACUUUUUGAAAAUAAGGUAAUAGAAUUUCAAGAAUUGAAAACUUCGAAAGAGCUUAGCAGUGACGAUGAGGUUGACGUUGAAACAACUGAAGAGGAUACAGUAUUUCAAUCCAAUGAAAACAAUGCAAAUCUAGUUUCAAAUCCUGUUUUGCAAUUGAAUAGCUUAAACAGCCAAAAUACGCUUCAACACUGCUGGAGCCCUCCCAGAGAAACAGAAAAAGCAGCAGAAAAAUUAGUUGAUGAAAUAAAAUUUAACACUGACGUUCAAGCAGAGUUGCUUUUCAAUAAAGGUUCCGAAAAUUGGCAAAAGGGUCCAUUUUUCUACGGAUCCACUAUAAUUAGAGGUAUCGCUACUGUGAAUGCUGAUGAUAUCAAUUGCUCGAAUUGCCGUCCUGAAGAGUCUUUAUAUCGGCAGACACAGGACUCGCCAACUUCAAUCAAAUAAAUAUUAUCCUCAAUUAAAAAACUUCUAAACAUGACGAAUUUCCAAAUAUCUCUUGCGAAUGAUAUUUCUUCAUCGGUUAACAAAUUAAAAUAUUACAGCUUUUUGUAAUAAUUUAUAAAAUAAAAUAUUUAUUUGACAAA
Molecule: messenger RNA, 1994 nt
Organism: Nasonia vitripennis (jewel wasp)
Lineage: Eukaryota; Metazoa; Arthropoda; Insecta; Hymenoptera; Pteromalidae
Gene: fuss
Product: SKI family transcriptional corepressor 1 homolog-B
Exons: 8
Coding region: 271-1854 (527 amino acids)
Biological process (GO): negative regulation of BMP signaling pathway; negative regulation of transcription by RNA polymerase II
Cellular component (GO): transcription regulator complex; nucleus
Molecular function (GO): RNA polymerase II cis-regulatory region sequence-specific DNA binding; DNA-binding transcription factor activity, RNA polymerase II-specific; SMAD binding
Source: RefSeq, a predicted model, not a curated record